Messenger RNA from Artibeus jamaicensis (Jamaican fruit-eating bat), 1192 nucleotides. It is a transcript of the gene IL22RA2, whose product is annotated as interleukin 22 receptor subunit alpha 2. Gene Ontology annotation, molecular function: protein binding; interleukin-22 receptor activity. NCBI's taxonomy places the organism in Eukaryota, Metazoa, Chordata, Mammalia, Chiroptera, Phyllostomidae. The record is from RefSeq and is a predicted model, not a curated record. Bases 27 to 722 code for a protein of 231 amino acids. The transcript has 5 exons.
UGGCCAGACCAGUCCCUCUUGCAACCAUGACGCCUGAACACAGCCUUCUAGGCUUCCUCAUCAGUCUCUUCCUGAUGGGUGUAGCAGAAACUCAUCCAGCCCAUGAGUCUCUGAAGCCUCAGAGAGUACAUUUUCAGUCCCGAAAUUUUCACAACGUUCUGCACUGGCAGCCUGGGAGGGCUGGUGCGAGCAACCGCAGUGUCUACUUUGUGCAGUAUAAAAUGUAUGGGCAGAGACAAUGGAAAAAUAAAGAGGACUGUUGGGGCACUCAAGAAUUCUUUUGCGACCUUACCAAUGAAACAUCAGAUGUACAGGAGGCUUAUUACGGGAGGGUGAGGACGGCCUUGGCUGGGAUCCACUCUGGCUGGAUCAUGACUCCGAGGUUCACUCCCUGGUGGGAAACAAAAAUAGAUCCUCCAGUCAUGAAUGUAACUCAAGUUAAUGGAUCCUUGUUUGUGAUUCUCCGUGCCCCAAACACACCAUACAGAAAUCAGAAGGGAAGAAAUGUACCAAUGGAAACUUACCAUGAGCUGGUAUACCGAGUCUUUAUAAUUAGCAAUUCACUAGAAAAGGAGCAAAAGGUCUAUGAGGGAACUCACAGAACUGUUGAAAUUGAAGCUCUAACACCUCACACUGGUUACUGUGUAGUAGCUGAAAUAUAUCAGCCGAUGCUGGACAGAAGAAGUCGGAGAAGUGAAGAGAAGUGUGUGGAGACCCCUUGAAGGUGUGUGGUGUGCUCUGCAGCAUGGAAAUCAAAAGCUCUCUGAAAAUGGGUGGGCUCAUGUUUGAAGGGUCUCACUGACAACUAUUUUUAUAUUUUCUUAAAGUCGUGUUAUACUUUUGGAACUUCUUUGUUCAUCCAUUCUUUCUUCUUUUAUAUUUCAUUUGUAAACUAAAGUUAAGCAAUGUGUCCCCCAAAAACACAUUAGAAUUUGAAGAAGAGGCAGAGAGUAAAGGUUCUAUGAAAUACAGAGCUUUACUUCUGAAUGUAGCAUCCCUACCAAGAAUCUCCAUUCUUCUAAUUUAAGAACCAUGAAAUAGUAGGCAUUUAACAAACUGUUGUCAAAUUAAGUUUUGACAAAUGCCAUUAUAGGCAAGCAAUCCUGAAGCAUUCUUUUUCACUCCCUAUUGAGACAAUUUGACACACAUAUACCACUUUUAUAUUAAUGAAAUUUUUACAUGAAUGAAUGAU